CUCCAGGGACCCCGAUAAAAUGUCUGAGGACUCCAAACUGGCGUCCGUUCUGAUAGCGCCUAUGGCCCUUGACCCAAUUGCUCAACAGCGUCCUUAUGCUCUGUAGAAUUGCAGGCUAGGUCACAAUUUGCUGCAGUAACCAGCUUCCUAAUAAAAGCCCCUUAGAACCGGAAGAAAAAACGUCUAAACUUAAGAUACGCAUUAAACAUCUUAUUAUAAAUUGCUGAGUUUGGUUUAGGACAUCGCUGCUUGCUUACUAUGGUUGCAAGGACACUUCCAUUCCUAACCAACAAGCGCAUAGGUUAGGCCGUUUGCUUUUGUAGCGUUUGGUCAGCCCCUCCUCGUGCGUUUUGUCGCCGGGAGAGACAAGGAAGGCAGGAGGGCUGCGAGCUGGCACAUUUAGUUCUUACAGCGCGUACGUAAAGGAUGGUGAAAGCGGGCAAGAAGGUCAAGGGAGCAUCCAAGGUCCGUGACAAUGAGACGGAGGAGGAGCGGAAAAUCCGGCUGGAGAUGGAGGCGCUAGCGGCUGAUGAGGCGGAGCGAAGGGCCCAGGAGCAAGCCCGCGUGGCCCUGCGAGAGCGGCAGCUCCGGGAGCAGCGUUACGCGCACCUGAACGGAAUCAAGAUCCACAACCAAUGGCGCAAGAUCAUGCGCAUGGCCAAGGUGGAGGAGCUGCGGCGGGAGAUCGAGAUCCUCAGCCAGAACCACGAGCGGGAGGUGGACCGCAAGGACGCAAUCAUGCAGAUGUUGGAUCGCGACCUGGAGGAGGCCGAGGAGCAGUACAGCCUGGCGGUGCGGUCGCACAUGCUGGUGGUGGACAACCUGCUGGACCUGCAGUACCAACGCAUGCGCGCCCUGGAAGCCGAGUUCGCCGCCGACCUGCGCUCGCUGGAGGAUGAGUUCGAGACGGAGCGCACGGAGAUCGUGAACGCGCACACGCGGCAGCGCAAGGACAUGGGCGACAUGAUCGCCGCCAUGGAGGGAGAGUUCGCGGACGCGGAGGCGGAGCUGAGACAGGAGUACGAGGCUCAGCGCGAGGAGAUCAAGAACCGCAACAGCGAGGAGUACAACGUGUUGAAGAUCCAGCUGGAGGGCAUCAUCGAGGAGCUGGAGAAGAGCUUCGAGCUGGCCCACCGCGCCUACCUGGAGAGCACCGAGCACCGCACCAACACCUUCCGCACCCUCACCAAGGACGACGCCAAGGCCGCGCUCAAGAUCGAGCGCCAGAUGCGCAAGCUGGUGCGGCUGCAGGAGGCGCUGCAGCACUGGCGCACCAAGAUAGCCACCAACGCGCGAGAGUGGGAGGAGCGCAAUCGGGCGCUGCGGAACGAGAAGGAGAUCAUGGCGCGACACUACGCCAAGCUCAAGUCGAGCAUGGACGCCUUCCGCUCCGGCCAGUCCGAGCGUCUGAAGCAGCUCUCCCUCGCCUCCUCGGCCGCCAUGGACACCCUCAAAGCCAAGCUGGCAGUCGCUGAAAACGUCCUGAAGCUAGCGGAACUAGCCCGCAAGUACGAAACGGAGCAGGAGAAGGUGCUGCCGUUCUGGUCUCCGGCGGAGGCGGUGGCGGAGCCGGCGGAGGCGGCCGAUGCGGCAGCGGGG
Astrephomene gubernaculifera is the source of this 1599-nucleotide messenger RNA. NCBI's taxonomy places the organism in Eukaryota, Viridiplantae, Chlorophyta, Chlorophyceae, Chlamydomonadales, Astrephomenaceae. The record is from the annotation of a GenBank genome assembly.